AUGUCCCGACCGUCAUAUGCCUCAGCCACUAAAACAUACUUUCAUAAUAGGCUUGUUACAGGUCCUGAUAGAGCAUAUUUUAUUGUUGCGAUGAUAUUAAUGCUAAUACCAGAGAUACCAUUUCUUAUAUUUGUAUGCCCAUUAUUUGAAGAAUGGAUUACAGCAGCAAUAUACCCAGUAUCAAUUUAUUUUUGGAUUGCUUCAUAUAUAUUUUUAAUUCAAACAGCAUAUACAGAUCCAGGUAUUAUACCUCGUGGAAUUUAUAAUGAUGAUAUUUUCGCACCAGAUCACAGACAACCUCUAUUUAAAAAAAUUACAGUUAAAGAUACAAAACAAGAAAUAAAAUGGUGUGAAACAUGUUGUUUAUAUAGACCACCAAGAGCGAAUCAUUGUGGUAUUUGUAAUAAUUGUGUUGAAAGAUUUGAUCAUCAUUGUCCAUGGGUUGGAAAUUGUAUUGGAAGAAGAAAUUAUCAAACAUUUUUAUACUUUUUAUAUUCAUUAGGGUUUUUAUGUAUUUGGAUAAUGGGAUUUUGUGUAGCACAUAUAUGUAUAGAAUCAGCACGUUAUAGGGACAAUCAUCCAUCUGCAUCGAGUGCAAAAGUAUUUCAAGAAGGUAUGAAUAAGUCACACUAUAUAUCGGAUUAUAACUAUAGUUUAUGGGUUAGCAGGUUUAAUGUUUGUUGGUUCAUUAGUACAAAUGAAAAGAUCAAAAAAACAUAUAAAAAGUCUAAUCCUUAUCGUAAAUCAGCAUUUGCUAAUUUUAUUGAAGCAUUUUGUCCACCACGUUAUCCAAGUUUUUAUAAAUAUACUUUAGAUCAUGAAAAGGAAUUAACAACAAUACCAACUCCAAAUAAUAUAAAUGGAAAUAAUAAUAAUAGUAUAAACAAUAACAAUAAUAAUAAUAAUAAUAACAAUAAUAAUAAUAAUAACAAUAAUAACAACAAUAAUAAUAAUAAUAAUAUAAAUAAUGGUAAUAGCGGUGGUACAACUAAUAAUGGUUAUACGCCACCAAUUUCUCCACCUCAGAUGUUACAACGUCAAUCAAGUACAAUAAGAUAUUCAUUAGAUAAUUUAAGAACAAGUAGUAAUAGUAGUUUGGGUAAUUUUAAUAAUUUGAAAUCAAGUAGAGACCUUAAUUUGUCAACUAUAAGUGAAGAUAAACCGAAAAAUUUAAGUAAUAGUAAUAAUAAUAAUAAUACCAAUAAUAAGAACACUAGUGAAGAUAAUAAUCAUAGUAGUGGAAGUGAUUUUGGUGGUGAUGAAGAAAAUAAUGAGGAUGAUUUUAAGAGUGAUAACGAUAAAGAAAUUAAUUCAUCUUCACUAUCUUUAAAUCAUGAAUUACAAGUAAAUGUUUAA
This is a messenger RNA of Dictyostelium discoideum AX4, 1356 nucleotides long. RefSeq names its product transmembrane protein. Gene Ontology annotation, cellular component: membrane. The record is from RefSeq and is a predicted model, not a curated record. Gene Ontology annotation, molecular function: protein-cysteine S-palmitoyltransferase activity; palmitoyltransferase activity. The transcript has 5 exons. Lineage: Eukaryota; Evosea; Eumycetozoa; Dictyosteliales; Dictyosteliaceae. The coding region runs from base 1 to 1356 and encodes 451 amino acids.